This is a messenger RNA of Doryrhamphus excisus (bluestripe pipefish), 6731 nucleotides long. The record is from RefSeq and is a predicted model, not a curated record. Lineage: Eukaryota; Metazoa; Chordata; Actinopteri; Syngnathiformes; Syngnathidae.
AGCAAUAACAUGUAAAGGGUCAUACAACCAACCGAUAUACAGGGCAGUCUGAGCGCCGGUGGGCGGGGACUUUCUCCCGGCAUGCUGUCAUCACCGAGCUCGGUGCUUGCUGGAUGUCUCCGCUCCAGUCUGAGCUCGCUUCAGUCUGGAGGCUCAGACAGAGAGAGAAAGGUGUGAUCCCAUCCGCUUUUGACCCGAUAAGGAUACUUUGUUAAACGUUAGCGACGCUUUCCAUGUAAGGGCGCAACAGCAACUCGUAUGCGUCACAAUGAAACAGCAGUAGAAGAAGACGGCUGAGUCGCCCACACACUCACACACAACUACACUCGAGACCAGAGUGACAGCGAAUGGAGUGACAAAACAGAGAAGGAGAAUGAGUGGCAGUCCACCUAUUCCGGGCGGCUCAACUCCAGACAUUGUCCCUCACUUCCAAAUGCCGUGUGCCAGUCGUUGCCGCAGUGGCCUUUUGUGAAUUAUGACAACGGCUGCUAAAUCCACUCAAUAAAGAGGCUUCUUCUCCUCCUAUUAAUAGCAGGCACAUCACAUGAUAUAAUGAAGAAGGGCCAUAGAAGUCUGCUCUUCAAGGAGUCUGCUCUCAAGAUAUGAGUAUUUUGAGCCCAGUGAUUGAUAAUAAAUCGAAACUAGUGGGAGUUGUGGGAGGCCCAGAAGAAUACAUCAGAUCCAUGCAGUCAGAGGAGUUAUUUAGCAGGAAACUCAAAGCCCUCAAUGGGAGCAUGGGACCACCAGGCUCCAACAUGCAGGGCAAACCUGAAGCUCCCGGCAAAACAAACGGUACUCCGGCAAUGCCUAAAAUGGGCGUUCGGGCCAGGGUGACAGAAUGGCCGCCAAGGAAAGACGGCUGGGAUGGACGACCGUCACCGAACUAUCAGAGUGUGAUACCGAUAUUUCAGAACGGCCAGCAGGACCAUACUAUGGAAAUCCUCGAGCAAGGCGAACCAGUCUGUUUGGAGGAAGACUACUCGGAUGCAAAGUACACACUGAGCGACCUCCUCGGCCACUCGCCACUAAAAGGUCUUCAUCCGAUUAGACAGCGUAGCAACAGUGACGUCACCAUCAGUGACAUUGACUCCGAAGACGUAUUAGACCAGACCGCCGUUAAUCCAAACACCGGAGCCUCCUUACAUCGGGAAUAUGGAAGUACAUCAUCUAUUGACCGCCAGGGCUUGGGCGAGGACGGCUUUUUCACAAUGCUCAAGGGCUACAGAGUGGACACCUUGGACCACCGGAGUGUACCGCCCCUGGGUUUUCCCGAGUUGUUGCGGUGUGACGCCUCCCUCUCCCCGAGCUUACAAACAGCAGCCCAGAUUGCCAGGGGCGAGAUUGUCACCAUUCCAGGAUACGACUACAUAGACAGCGCUCUCCUUUACAGCAGGGAACGGGAGAAAUCUUUCAUGAGGCGCCUCAAGUCAGAGUCAUGUGAAACGUCUUUGUUCAGGAAAUUGCGGACAAUUAAAAGUGAAAGUGACGCUUUGAGACUGUCUCUGGAGGAUGACCGACGGCCGCUCAGCUUUCAAAAAUGCUUUGCUCAUUACGAUGUUCAGAGCGUUCUUUUUAACAUCAGCGAAGCUGUAGCUAGCAGAGCUAACCUGAGCCAGAGAAAGAACACAACAACGGGGGCUUCAGCAGCUUCAGCCGGACCGGGGGCAGUGCCCGGCGGUGGUGGUGCCGGUGCUUUAACAGGACCAGGACUAGAUACUGGAGCCACCGCAUAUAGCGGCGGAAAUUCGGUCUUCUUUGAGUCACCACUAGGCAGCAGGGAAGACUUGAACCCAAAGGAGAACUUGGAUGCUGACGACGGGGACGGGAAAAGCAAUAGCCUGGUUUUGGGCUGCCCGCACUUUCGCAAUGAAAUCGGUGGCGAGGGCGAGAGAAAGAUCUCGCUUUCCAGAGCCAACAAUGCCAACUACAGUGGCGUGUCAGAGAGCUGCUCCUUUGAAUCUUCUCUAAGCUCCCACUGCACCAAUGCAGGUGUCUCUGUACUGGAGGUGCCAAGAGAGAACCAGCCUAUCCACAGGGAGAAGGUCAAACGUUACAUCAUUGAGCAUAUUGACCUUGGUGCAUAUUAUUACCACAAGUUCUUCUACGGAAAAGAGCAUCAAAACUAUUUUGGUGUCGAUGAAAAUCUGGGACCUGUGGCAGUCAGCGUCCGCAGGGAGCGGCUGGAUGAUGGAAAGGAGAAAGACGGGAUGCAGUACAACUAUCGAAUCACCUUCAGAACCAGUCAGCUGACCACCCUCCGUGGGGCCAUCCUUGAAGAUGCGAUUCCAUCCACGGCACGACACGGGACAGCUCGCGGGUUGCCAUUGAAAGAAGUACUUGAAUACGUCAUCCCGGAGCUCAACAUCCAAUGCUUGAGGCUUGCCAUCAACUCUCCAAAAGUCCCAGAGCAGCUCCUCAAGUUGGAUGAACAGGGGCUAAGUUUCCAGCACAAGGUGGGUGUUCUUUACUGCAAGGCGGGCCAGAGCACAGAGGAAGAGAUGUACAAUAACGAGAGUGCCGGACCAGCAUUGGAAGAGUUCUUGGAUCUACUCGGCCAGAGAGUGCGCCUGAAAGGCUUUACAAAGUACCGAGCGCAGCUAGAUAACAAAACUGAUUCCACCGGCACACAUUCUCUCUACACCACCUACAAGGACUAUGAGCUGAUGUUUCACGUAUCCACCAUGCUCCCCUACACCCCCAACAACAGGCAACAGUUAUUACGGAAGAGGCACAUUGGCAAUGAUAUAGUUACCAUCGUGUUCCAGGAGCCCGGGGCCCUUCCUUUUACUCCAAAGAACAUCCGCUCUCAUUUCCAGCAUGUGUUUGUCAUCGUCAAAGUCCACAACCCCUGCACUGAAAAUGUCUGCUACAGUGUGGCUGUGUCCAGGUCAAAAGACGUGCCUCCAUUUGGCCCUCCCAUUCCAAAGUCUGUGACUUUCCCAAAGUCUGCAGUUUUUAGGGACUUCCUCCUUGCCAAAGUCAUAAAUGGAGAAAACGCAGCACAUAAGUCAGAGAAGUUCCGAGCAAUGGCGACCCGUACGCGUCAGGAGUACCUAAAGGACCUGGCGGAAAACUUUGUUAGCACCGCUACCAUUGACUCUGCAGUCAAAUUUAGCUUCAUCACCCUCGGAGCCAAGAAGAAGGAGAAAGUAAAACCCAGGAAGGAUGCCCAUACCUUCAGUGUGGGAGCCAUCACUUGGAGUGUUCGAGCCCGGGACUUUGGUCAGUCGAUGGACGUGGACUGCUUGCUCGGCAUAUCCAAUGAGUUCAUUGUGCUCAUUGAGGAGGAAUCCAAAAAUGUGGUUUUCAACUGCUCUUGUCGUGAUGUCAUCGGGUGGACCUCAGGGAUUAUGAGUAUAAAAAUCUUCUACGAGCGAGGCGAAUGUGUCAUGUUGUCCGCUCAUGACAACUGCGGAGAAGACAUCCGGGAAAUGGUGCAAAGAUUAGAGAUCACAACCAGAGGCUGUGAGACAACGGAGAUGACUCUACGGCGCAACGGAUUGGGUCAGCUUGGCUUCCACGUCAACUUUGAGGGAAUAGUGGCUGACGUGGAGCCCUUUGGCUUUGCCUGGAAGGCAGGCUUGAGACAGGGCAGCCGACUGGUGGAAAUCUGCAAGGUAGCUGUUGCUACUCUCACCCACGAGCAGAUGAUUGACCUGCUGCGCACCUCCAUCACUGUCAAGGUGGUCAUCAUCCAACCUUAUGAAGACGGGACCCCCCGAAGGGGCUGCUCUGAGCUUUACCGCAUUCCCAUGGUGGAGUACAAAGUGGACAGCGAGGGUACACCCUGUGAGUACAAGACACCGUUCAGAAGGAACACCACUUGGCAUCGGGUGCCCACAGCCGCUGGAGCGCCUUUAUCCCGAGGAUCGCCUACUCAAGGCCCCGACCGCCUCCAGUGCCAACAGAUCCUACAACAGCAUCAGGCCGUUAUACCACGAAGCACAUCCUUUGACAGGAAGUUACCAGAUGGAUGCAGGAUGAUGCAGGAUUUGGAGAAUCCCCAGGUGACUUCCUGUAACAAGGGAGAACAGCAUUACCGCAGCUCCCCCAGUAACCAGUCCUCCUCCAGUGACCCAGGACCAUGUGGCAGCAGCUCCUGGUCCCAACAGCCUGGAUAUGAUGGAUGCCCCUCUCCAAUUCUCCAUGAGCAUGCAGGAGACAUCCCAGGGGGUGAUGGAGACAUCCACAGGGAGAGAGAGCCCACAUUGGAGAGGACCAGGUCGGCAGAGGCCAAGUGGCACAUCCCAUGCACUAAGAUUCUGAACCCACUGAAGCAGCGAGAAGGAAGUAAAGACUCACCCAACAGGCUCUCCAGGAUGGGCGAUAAGAACUCAAGCCACUCAAGUAGCAACACUCUGUCAAGCAAUGCCUCUAGCAACAGUGAUGAUAAGCACUUUGGCUCAGGUGACUUGAUGGACCCGGAGAUGUUGGGUCUCACUUACAUCAAAGGGGCCUCCACAGACAGUGGCAUCGACACCAACCCCUGCAUGGUCCCCGGGACUCGGGUGUUGAUGCAGAGCAGGGUGGGAGAACAGGGCCACGCAUGGGUAUCAGAGCACCACGAGGACAUGGCAUCAGAAGAGGAUCAUGGAAAACCAUACCUACCGCAGGGUUACGCCUCCGCCUUAAUGGCCAGUAAUGUGGCAGAUGGCAGCAUCGGAGACCUGAGCGAGAUAUCCUCACACUCAAGUGGCUCUCAUCACUCUGGCAGUCCCUUGGCGCGUGGUGCCAGAUACUGUAUGUCGGCCGACUCCUCCAAGGUGUACACCAUCCCUCAGACCGGCAGCUCAGGUGCAGGGUCAGAAGCGGGGCCAGGACCGGAGUGUGGUCUGGGUCCCAGCUCAGAAGCUUGUGGACAAACACGCACACAGCCAGAUGGCAAUCCCCCAGUGACGACAACUGAUAAUGAUGAUGAUGCUGAUGCUCACAGCAAUGAGGGACCUCCCAACAUUUCAGAGUGUGGAGGAGCGGAGAGCUUGUUAGCACUCCUUCUCAAAAUGCUGUCUGAGCGUGCAAGGCAGCUGUAUGCGCAGGAGGCCGCCUGCCGCCUCCAGGCUGCCGAUCGAGAUGGAAAAUCACUGCAGAGACUUUCAAAGGAGCAAUACCUGAAAAUGAUGUCGCCUGACAGUCCACCGGGAGAAGGCAGGAGUCGCAAGCUGUCCAUGACCGGAAGUCUGUCGCCGCGUCGCUCCCUGUACCGGACGCUAUCAGACGAGAGUGUGUGUAGCAACCGCAAGGGCUCAUCCUACGCCAGCUCUCACAGCUCCAUGCUGGACCAAGCCAUGCCUAACGACAUCCUGUUCAGCACCACACCACCUUACCACAGCACGCUGCCCCCUCGCAUGGUCCACAACCAGGCACCGUCAAACCUGAGGAAUGAGUUUUGGUUCUCUGACGGCUCCUUGGCAGACAGGUCCAAGUCCAGCGACCCGGGCCUCAUGCCCCUCCCAGACACUGCCACAGGCCUGGACUGGUCUCACCUGGUUGAUGCAGCAAAAGCCUUUGAAGACCAGCGCGUGGCAUCUUUCUGCACGAUGACGGACAUGCAGCGUGCAGAAGCUCUGGAGAUUUCCAGAGAGCUGACCAGGAGAGUGGUGGAAGCGGAAGGAGCGGCACUGGGGGCGGACUCCCCGUCUACACUAACUGGCAAAGUCAACCAGCUGGAGGUGAUCCUCAGGCAGCUGCAGCAUGACCUCCGCAAGGAGAAGGAGGACAAGGCGAUGCUACAGGAGGAGGUACAGCACCUGCGGCAGGACAACAUGCGGCUGCAGGAGGAGAGUCAAACGGCGGCGGCUCAGCUCAGGAAGUUCACAGAGUGGUUCUUUCACAGUAUUGACAAGAAGCCCUGAGCCUCCUACUGAAGACUGAGGGGUGGUCUUGGGAGGAUGAAAUGAAGCAUUCCCGUGUGGAGAGACCUUGCAAGGGCCCGUAUGUGACACUAACAGUUUCUCCAUCACGCCAACUGAGAUGCCUUCUGGGAAAUUCCCUCAUCUCCAGCACGGGAGAGGAAUUCUUCCAGCGGAUCAUCUUGCAGUCGUGGAAUGUAAAGCUCAUUGACUGUAGUCAACAUGGAUUCUACCUUACGUACCGUCUGUCACAUCCAUCUACUGUACUUGCUGUACUCUCUCAUACUCCACACACUGUCUGUGUUUUGGGAAGCAGGUAUGUCGUGGUACACGCUCUCUGAAUGAAGAGGAAUCCAGGAUUAAUGAAUGUAGCUCAACUUGAGACUUUUUGAUUCCCAAAGUUAAUUCUUCUUUCAUUUCACUCCACUUUUGCUUUCCUUCAGUGUUGUGAUGAAGCCGUCACAUAAGCAGCAGUCGUGAAGUUCAAAGGUGCUUUUCUCCACACAUGAUUGUCGGUAGUCUCCAUUCACUGUCACGCUGUCCUAGCAAUAAUAAAAAGUUGUAGUUAACAAAACUUUGUUAGGGGGAAGAAAAAAAAAAGAUGAUGAGGUUAGCACAAAUAGGGAGAGAAGCGGUUCUAAAACAGGAGAUUGUGCCUAAAACUCUUGGGUGUAAAUUGGAUUGUCUCUCUCGGCUUUUUUUAAACACAUGCCUUGUCUGUGGCUCACUGAUAGAAAAUCGUGUGUUUGUAUGCGAGUGUGUGUGUGUGUGUGUGUGUGUGUGUGUGCGCGUGUGUGUUUAUGUAGUUUAUAACAGCAAAAUGUGUUCUUAUGCAGUGGUUUUUGAGAGCAUUAGAGCAGAAUCGCCACCAGUGAACCACAA